Folsomia candida is the source of this 1605-nucleotide messenger RNA. RefSeq lists its product as uncharacterized. Lineage: Eukaryota; Metazoa; Arthropoda; Collembola; Entomobryomorpha; Isotomidae. The coding region runs from base 957 to 1472 and encodes 171 amino acids. The transcript is spliced from 3 exons. The record is from RefSeq and is a predicted model, not a curated record.
UCAUGAUCAUACCCAUCCUCAAAUUUGACAGGUAUAGGAAGUCUAUCCUUCAGACAACCAACCUCAACCGGUGCACAACCGGCAAUGUUGUGCAGAUAAAGAUCCAUUGCCUCCUUAAUCUGCCUUUGAAUCACCACGGAAGUCUGAUCCACCACGAUGAUUGAAAAAUUGUCCGGGCUGUGCAUAUUGAGCAAUUUGUACGAGUACUUCCUAUUGAUCAUCAAUGGACGAUCCGGAUAGCACCAAAUCCUCAUCAAGCAACAUUUCAGUAAUCAGUCGUCGUUCCUAAACCAAGAAAAAAAGAAAUGGUGAUGUUUAACUCCAGUUACAAACUGAAGAAUUAUUUUUUAGCAUUAUGAUGAAGUUUUAAAGUUAAACUAUCAAAGACAACUUGACCUUUUGACCCACCUACCGCGUAUUAUUCUCUUUCUUACCUAACAAAUCAAGUUUUAUGUUCCUUCAAUUUUUUGUCGACAGGCUCGUAAAAACCCUUCGAUAAUCAUUUUUUUAAUUAGAAAAGGCAGUUUUCUUAUUUUCUUCCAGCAGUCUUUCAGUGAGGAGAAAAGACAUUUUGGUCUUUUCUCCUUAUUAACUUUGAGUGCAAGAUUGCUUGACAAUUUAUCAUAAUACAUCCAUGAUUAAAAAAUUAAUUCGAGAAUCGAGAGCACGAAAUGUGAGUGUUGACAAUUUUUGUGCGGUUUGUUUCUGGGCGACAGUUUGUGCGACGCACACUGGUUCCAAAAGGUACCAGGGUUUUCGAAAAUUAAAGUUUUUUAGGCGUCGAAGCAAUUGUCGCAACCUUGUAAUUAUUACUAAAGUUGUCAAGCAACCUUGGGAUGAAUCAAUUCGUUUCCUCUUAAGAAACACCGGCGUAGCCGUUAGUGAUUGAAGAAUCCUGGUUGAAUUUGUUUAGUAAAUUACAUCAAUUGAGACAGUUCUACCAUUUUGACAAUGCAAUGUUCUCCUACGCUCUUGUAACCUUGUGGCUUCUGUGUGUCUCAAAAUGCGAAGCUCGAAGAAGAGGAGAAUAUGUGGAAACUAGAUCAUUCCACGUCCCUGUCGUAAAUGAAGAAGAAGGACCAGGCUAUAAAGCUAGGAUCAUUCUGCAUCACGAUAAACAACAACCGGACCAAGCACAGAUGCACUUCAAGAAAAUGUAUCAACGAAACUGGGAUUCCAAUGACUGGGAGAAUCCUCCUCGUCAACCACAAGCCACGAUCCAAGGCAUAGUAGACAAAAUAUCCCAGGGUCUCCUGAGCAGGAAGCUAUUACCACACGAAUUGGAAGAGAAGGAGGCAAAAAUUAAUGCAUUAGGAUUGGAACAGAUUCACAACCAAACACUGGCGAGAAGUGAGCGACGGAGAAAAGCACAUCUACUUUUAGAACACUUGCGUCGUCAAAAAAUGGAAGAGCAAAAUCGUAAAAAGCAACGUGCCCAGAAAUUGCGCCGGCGAAGAGUACACCACAUUUAGUAGCAUCAUGAGGCAUCGUGUACUAAUAUAGAAAAACUAUGUAUGAACAAAGUCAAGACAGCUUAAUUGGACAUCAUAUUACAGACAGAACCUUGGCUCGAAACAUGUGAUCAUCUUUGUAGGAAAAAGUAAA